Messenger RNA from Aspergillus alliaceus, 1092 nucleotides. RefSeq lists its product as uncharacterized. The transcript has 2 exons. NCBI's taxonomy places the organism in Eukaryota, Fungi, Ascomycota, Eurotiomycetes, Eurotiales, Aspergillaceae. Bases 1 to 1092 code for a protein of 363 amino acids. The record is from RefSeq and is a predicted model, not a curated record.
AUGGAUCCAGUGGAAAGCGGUUUCAACUGCGCCCUUGUCGACAAAAGAUUCAACACCCUCUCGAUUGUGAAUCAACACCGGGCGCUCUCCAUGACGACUGGCGCCCUUCUUGCCAAUCUCUCAUCAUCGUCGUGGUCGCCGCCUUCUCAUCGUCGUUCAACUGUUUGUGCUCAAGACCAGCUGGAAAGCUUAAUUGCUAGACACGGUCACCCCACGCGUGUCUCGCUCUCAUCCUUGGAGGAAUUAACGGCCACCACCUCCGCAUAUAAUCCUCCCUCCUCCCGCUCUCCGUCGCCGCUCUCAGAGACCACCGAUUCCUUAGAGACUCUCUCCCUCUCCACAUCCGCCUCCAGGCCAAUUCCGAUCCCUAAGCCGUCGUUCCACACCUACCAGGACGACCUCCCCGUCACUCCUUUGACAGGCCGAUUCGACAAGGGCUAUUAUUUCGCCCAUCGUGACCAGGCUUCAAACAAGGCCCGAGGCAAGCCGACUCAUAGAAGUCGCCAACAUCCUCAUCGUUCAUCACAUACGUCAGCCAGAAUGCGUUCGGAUAGUUCCACAUUCUACGCACCGGUGGUGUCGCCGUCCAUGUCUCCAUCCGCGCGUCCUUCCUCUCCUGAACCGCCUCGUCCUCGGGCUCAGAAUCCGACUAAAUCGGUUCCAGCCUUUCAUCUUAGCAACCUGCCACGGUUUCACCCGGCCGUCUACCAAGCGUCGGGCAACUCCCAGGGACAACCUCCAUCGCCGCGUCAACCGCGGCAAUCCUCCUACCGCACAUCCUCGGGCUCUCGGGACACAAUGUGGCAGUACCAGGAAUUUGUGGAGGGCGUGACCCUGUCGAGGACCCCUUCUCGGCCGCUCUCUCCGAGUCCCUCCGCCCCACGUUUGGACCCCCUCUGCAGCCCGGGACCUGUCACUCCCCUCGUUCUAGAGGAGGCAAGUGGCUACCUUAUCUCUGGCGCAACCAACUCGUCCCCUUUUACCUUGCGGGACAACCAGUCCGGUCCGGCACCGGAUUUGGUGGACCGAAUGAUCACUCGUGAGAACGAGCGAGCCCGUCAAUCGGUCAAGAAGGGCGCCAAGACUCGCUGA